UAGUCUUUUUUUCACAUGACCAAAGAUGCUCCGACCCUGUUACAGUCUUCAGAUAGGAUUCUCAUCAAGCCAUGUGUUACUACUACUCUAUCAAAUUAUUCACAUAUGACGUACCGCCGCCGUGAUUCCCUCGACGAGCUCGAAGGACGCCGCUUCGUUGGCAGCGGCGCGGCGGCCGGGAUCCUCCAGCUCCGUCGGAGCCUCGAGGGGGCGGCAGCGCCAUCCAUCGCCCCGAGCGAGUGCUACCAGCCCAGCGAGGCGAGCGUCGAGUGGAGCGUCACGACCGCCGAGGGGUUCGACCACGCCAGCGCCGCAAACUUCUCCAGCGCUGCCUCCAACUACGACGAGUUCCGCUUCAUCGAGGAGGAGCACAACCGGUUCCCGGCGGCGAUGGGCGGCGAGCCCGCGGGACCGCGGCGGAAAGGGAACGGGCUUCUGGACUGCCGUAGCGAGAAAGCCGUCAGCGUCGGCCCAAGCCCGGUUCGCAUCCGGCCUCCGGUCGACCCGGACGUCGUGCCCCGGGUAACCAAGAUGGGGAGAGCGCAAGUGCGUCCGGGCCGCGGGAAACAUUAGACCGGUUCGGACCGGUUUUUUGGGUUAAAUAUAUAUAUAAGUGCUUAACUUUGUGCUAUUUUGAGUUGUAUUAUAUACGUAUAAUCUUAUUGUUGCUCACAUAGGCGUAAGUCUUGAUAUAGAUGUUGUUGUGAGCAAUUGGGUCUCUAUCACCAACAUUUUGGCUUAACGUGCAAAUGUGUUGAGGCCCUGUUUUGCAAGCAA
This is a messenger RNA of Musa acuminata AAA Group (dessert banana), 777 nucleotides long. RefSeq lists its product as uncharacterized. The record is from RefSeq and is a predicted model, not a curated record. NCBI's taxonomy places the organism in Eukaryota, Viridiplantae, Streptophyta, Magnoliopsida, Zingiberales, Musaceae. The transcript has 2 exons. Bases 16 to 573 code for a protein of 185 amino acids. Gene Ontology annotation, biological process: phototropism.